CUUCUGGAUGUGUUUUACCCUGAAAUCAGAGCCAGCCCAAGGUGUUCUCCGCCGGGCUGGACAUCUUGGACAUGUACGGGAAGAGUCCAGAGCACUGUGCGGAGUUCUGGAAAGCUGUGCAAGAGAUGUGGCUCAAGUUCUAUGGCUCCGACAUGAUCACUAUAGCAGCAGUCAAUGGCUCCAGUCCUGCAGGAGGCUGCCUGCUGUCGAUGACAUGUGACUACAGAAUAAUGGCGGAUAACCCUCGUUACAGCAUCGGUCUCAAUGAGACCAAGCUCGGCAUUGUAGCACCUUUUUGGUUUAAGGACACUAUGGUAAACACAGUCGGACAUCGGACCACAGAGAUGGCCCUACAGCUGGGGCUGCUCUACAGCCCUGCAGAGGCCUUGAAGAUAGGAUUGGUGGACCAGUUGGUGCGUGAAGACCAGGUCCUCACUACAGCCACCGAGACCAUGACCAAGUGGUUGGCUAUCCCAGAUCACGCCAGACAGCUCACAAAGUCCAUGAUGAGGAAGCCAACCAUAGACAAGCUGACGUCCAACAGAGAGGCUGAUGUCAAUAACUUUGUCAAGUUCAUCACCAAGGACUCUAUUCAGAAGUCUCUGGGGAUGUAUCUGGAGAUGCUUAAGAGAAGAAAGGCUUAGAGAGGGAAACAUGUUUGCACACUAGAGGGACUCUGUAGCACCAGUUAAAGAUGUGAUCUGACAUUAAGCAGUGAGCAGUCUGCAUGUUUGGGGGAUUAAACACAGCAUUUACACCUCAAGGGUUUAACAAAAAUACACGAGGUUAGGGUGUGACUUUGUUUUUGUUUAAAGAACCGUGCACUCAGGCAGCCUGCCGAGCCUUCAUCACUCAGCAUCACCUGCAGUAUGUUUACGUAAGCAAACUGCUAAAUGUUGCAGAAGAGUCUCAGUCACAAAAGUUGCACAUAUGAAGAACUAACAGCAAAUCUGACCUUUGGUGCAUCUAAACGUGGCAAAGAUUUUGUCAUCUGUAACAAAUGUUCGGUUUUUACUGUGAAAUAUCAGGAUAAAUGGCUGGAUUCAUACAUUAAAUGGAUUAAAACGUGUGGUUCUCAUUA
Messenger RNA from Neolamprologus brichardi, 1081 nucleotides. The record is from RefSeq and is a predicted model, not a curated record. NCBI's taxonomy places the organism in Eukaryota, Metazoa, Chordata, Actinopteri, Cichliformes, Cichlidae.